UUAAUGGAGUAUAUCAAAACCAGGAGGACAACAGUUUCAAUUCUCCGCAGCUACAUUUAACGCUCUGUGUCCGGGUUAAUGAAUGAAUGAAUGAAGUAAUUAAUUAAUUAGGACACCGCUGGAUUUCCGUUGACGUGUUUGUGAACGUGAGCCUCUUGGUUUUUGCGGUUCACUCGCCAGUGGGUGAAGUUUGUGGGAAACACGUGCGAGAAGACUUCGAAACUUCCACUAGAAACCGGUUGUAAUGGAUGAAAGUGGGACCGAAGACUCAGAGUGGACCGAGGCAAACCUCCUGAAGCUUUUGGCCAGUAUUAAAUCCAGCAUCCUGGUCCCUGACAGAAUGCGAACGUACCACCAGGGCCUGAAGAAUAUGGACUGGAAUAAGGUGGCUUUUCCUCCUUUCUCUGCCGAGGCCUGCAAACAAAAGUGGAGCGACAUUUUGCAGAAACUGUCGAAGACUCGGACCCUCACAGAGCUCGUGGAUGUCGCCAAAGACGUUGUUUCCAAUCCCGUUAGGAACAAGAAGGUGCAUCCAGAUCUCCCGAAGAGACCCGGCCCUCCAAACGCCCUCUUCGUUGAGGAACAGAGGGCAGAGUAUCGGAUAAAGCACCCGAAGCUGAGCCAACAAACAGUGAUCACCAACCUAUCCAAGAAGUACAGCAAGCUCCCAGCUGAAGAAAAGGUUAAAUAUCAGGAGAAACAUAAAAAGGCAACCCGGGAAUACAAAGGAGCGAUGGAGGUGUUCGGUGAACGCUGUAAACGUAAACCUAAAAAACGCAGGACCAGCCAUCAGAAGAACGCCCAGGUUGGAGAGAGUACACAAGGCGUUCCUCCCAAGCCGGUUUUAAGCGGAUAUCAUCUAUUCUGCAAAGAGUAUCGUUCUUCCAGCAGCAUUCUUGAAGGGGGCAGUUCUUUAGCUGUGUGUGCCGAGCGAUGGCGAGCGAUGUCUGACCAAGAGAAGGAAAAGUACAACCAGUGUCAGAAACAGCUGCAGAGACAGUAUUUGGACGACAUGAAUAAAUACUUAAUGAAUUUUGGUAGGCAGAAGCAGCUGCAGAUCCUUAAGGCGAAUCGCAUCGCAAGACCUAUGAGCACACCUAAAAACCAAUUUCCUGGGGAGCCCAAGAUGCCCGAUGGAACUGGAAGGGGAAUUUUCUUCAAAAAACAGAUGCUACUUCUCAGUAAACGAAUCCCAAACUCGAGGGAACGCUUAAGCAUGGUCAACAAACUGUGGAUGAACCUCCCGCUGGUGGAGAAGCAACACUACAAAGACCAAGUAUCUGGAGCAAUUGCGCAAUACUCCAUGGCGCUUCAGAAGUGGUUUAAGACAUUACCAAAAGCAUGUCAGCGCCAAUAUCAGAGAAAAAAACCCACGAAAGACAAAUACCUUGAUCCCUGCCAGGUGACCGAUGAGUUUGAAGUAAGAGAACCACAUGAUUCUGCCUACAGACCAUCAGAUUCAGAGGAUGAACUCACUCAGGACAGCACCGACGAGGAGCUUGAUGAGGUGGAGGAGGAAGACGACGAGGUCAUCAGUUUUGAGUUGUAUUAACUGGUAAUGGGAUGGACAUGAGAUCGUCGCACAACUCUUGUAUCUAACUUUUGUCCACAUUGUGUGGUUGCCUUGUUGGCUGGAAAGUUGCCCCAAGUGCUCCGAUGUGCUGACUGGAUUACAGAGGGCCCAAGGGGACCACACAAGUUUGCUGUACUGUUUGGGAUUGUGCACCAAUGUGUACAUUUAGGGAGGGGAGGGGGGACUUGAUAUUGGGAUAACCUUGUAUUUUAAUGUUGUCAAAUGACUUUGCAAAUAAGCUUCAAAAUAUCAUCUACAACUCAGAUGUUCAGCAGAAAAAAACUAUUUAUCUAGGGACCCUAUUUUAAGGAGCUUAAAAUGAAGCCUGUCUUUUUUAUGCUUUGGAUAGCAUAGUAUAAAAAAAAUAGGAUUGCACUGCAAAUAUGAUUUAAGACCAGUGACAUUUUGCCCAGCUUUUGCUUAAAUGUUAUUGUGGUUCUAAUUUGGGCUGUAAAGGCAAAGACACUUUGUUCAGACAUUUUACAGGUUGUAAUUGUGAAUAAACAAGAAUGUAGCUUGUCACUUUUUUUUCUUCAUUUCUGUUUAUUAAAACUAAUCACGUCCAGUAAACAAAGGGGAUUCGUCUUAGAUUGUCUGAUGCAUUAAAGUUUUAACGAUGCGCAAAAUAAAAUUCGAAUGACUUGGAACAAUGUGCUAAUUAAAUACUGGAUUUCACGUGGUAACUACCGGUCUGAAGCGGGCCAGAAUAAUGAAACCGGUUUACAUCGUCAGUGCUGCAAAGGAAACGCUCGAUGCCACCUGGAAACUCGAGUAGCGAUCGAUUGCUGCUGUCUGAACUCUGGUGUAAAGAUGGACGCCUACCGAAAUAGGCUGUAAACGUCGGCGCUCACGCUAAGUCUCCGGCGGCGUUCUACGUGCACGUUGUGAGUACCCGCAUCGUCGUCUGGUGCGUGACCGCGCACGGAUCCAAAGGCUUUCGGUGCCGCCGUGCUGAUAAAACGCGUGUUUUUCCUGCAGCAGCCGCUGUUCUGGCCCGUGCCCGAUGCGCUACAGCAUGACCACAGCAGCGACGGCUCAUCUGGUAGUUCUGG
Messenger RNA from Pungitius pungitius (ninespine stickleback), 2625 nucleotides. RefSeq names its product ataxin 7 like 3b (gene atxn7l3b). Gene Ontology annotation, cellular component: DUBm complex; SAGA complex. Gene Ontology annotation, molecular function: transcription coactivator activity. The coding region runs from base 245 to 1552 and encodes 435 amino acids. Lineage: Eukaryota; Metazoa; Chordata; Actinopteri; Perciformes; Gasterosteidae. The record is from RefSeq and is a predicted model, not a curated record. The transcript is spliced from 17 exons. Gene Ontology annotation, biological process: regulation of transcription by RNA polymerase II; positive regulation of DNA-templated transcription.